CGGUACCACAUACGUCACAUCCGGAUCAGUGGAUAUAAUUCCAGAGCGAAUGGUGUAGUGGAACGACCACACUUUGAUUUCAGACAGGCGCUUUACAAAGCGGCGGAUGGCGACGCUGCUCGAUGGUCUCAGGUAUUUCACUCCGUAAUUUGGUCCGAACGGAUCACGAUUAGGAGGCGCAUGGGCUGUUCCCCCUAUUUCGCCGUCACUGGCUCACAUCCACUUAUUCCCCUGGACAUUAUCGAGGCAACAUAUCUUCAACCUCCUCCGACGUCUAUUCUGUCCAGCGAAGACCUAAUUGUCCGCCGCGCGAUAGCCUUGCAGAAACGUGAUGCCCAAGUUGAACGACUCCAUUCUCGCGUCCUCCAGCACCGCAUCGAGGCAGCAAGGCGCUUCGAGCGUGAUCAUGCCGCAACCAUCCGUGACUUUAAUUUCAAGCGCGGCGAUUUGGUCCUGGUUCGUAAUACGAAGAUAGAAAAAUCCCUCAACCGUAAAAUGCGGCCCAGGUACCUCGGACCACUUAUUACAGUGUCCAGGAACCGUGGUGGAGCUUAUAUCCUCGCUGAAUUGGAUGGUACGCUCUUCGACCGACCCUUCGCCGCAUUCCGAGUUAUUCCCUACCUGGCACGAAAAUCUAUUACCCUCCCAGCGGACUUUACCGAUGUCGGAGAAGAACAGGUUCACAGGAUGGAAGAGCAGGACGAUCAUGGCGACGAUGAAGAUGACGAAGACUCAGGGGAUGGCGACAACUCAUAG
This is a messenger RNA of Gloeophyllum trabeum ATCC 11539, 756 nucleotides long. RefSeq lists its product as uncharacterized. The annotation marks the transcript as partial. The transcript has a single exon. Gene Ontology annotation, molecular function: nucleic acid binding. The record is from RefSeq and is a predicted model, not a curated record. Lineage: Eukaryota; Fungi; Basidiomycota; Agaricomycetes; Gloeophyllales; Gloeophyllaceae.